Messenger RNA from Dendrobium catenatum, 1240 nucleotides. RefSeq lists its product as uncharacterized. Lineage: Eukaryota; Viridiplantae; Streptophyta; Magnoliopsida; Asparagales; Orchidaceae. The record is from RefSeq and is a predicted model, not a curated record. The coding region runs from base 390 to 725 and encodes 111 amino acids. The transcript has a single exon.
AGUGACCCGGGUAUGACCAAUUAGAUUAUGCCAUAUAAUAUAUAUUUUUCAAAAUAAAAUUGAAAUAGUUUUCGAACGACCUUUACAUGCAGCACAGAGGAACAUAAUCAUUCCUGCCAUCAUUUAUCAUGUAAAUUUGAAUGGAAUCAUCGUACGAGUCCAGGCCAAGCAUAGCUUUCUCUUCCUUCAAGGCCCGUUCUAAAGCUUCAUGCCUUAUUUCCUCGCCAAAGAGUAAGGAAUCGGAAUCAAAAGCGCUUCCAUCCCUCACAAUUUCUAGUUUAAAGCAACCUCAACACAAAUCUUAGCCAUUACUCAAGAGCACAAGGAAAGGAAAAACUUGUAGCCAGUCCUGAGAAAUUCGCUCGCUGAAGGAUCAACAGGAUAAGGAGAUGUCUUCCAUUCCUCAGGCCACAGUUCUUUAUCCUCAGAAUGCGUCGACGUCACCCCACUCCAACGGCUCCUACAGCCCUGUCUUCGCUGUUCUGGCUGUGAUCACCAUACUUUCCAUUUCCGCCUGUAUCAUUGCAAGGUUCUGCGCUCGCCGCAUUUGCCAGCCUCAACCACGAGCGGACAACGGAUUCUGCAAAGGAGACAUUGAAAGCAGAUUGGCUUCCUCCAUUCCUGCAGGCAAGCUGGCCAAGUCUGAAGCUGCAUGGAUUGGAGGAAAGAAUGCAGAAAGUGUUGCAAAACAUGCAGAAGUUAAAGGCGUUAAACCAGAGGGUUAAACUGGUGGAAACGUAGGUGCAAAGGGACCUGCGUGAUGGGAGUUUAUAGCAACUCUCCAGGGUUGUCAUUUUGAUACAUGACUGUAUUAAUUCACCCAUUAAGAAAUUAACAUCCUAGUAGUUUACUCAAUUGUAUGCAUUGUUCCUUGUCUGUAGUCUGCCAUACUAUCCUACGAUUAUGUGCCUUAAGGAAAUGAAAGAUUUCAAGCUUUUUUCUUUUUUUUUUUUUGCCUUGUAAUAGAGGAUCAGCUUCGGCAGAAUCCUGAGGAGUUUGGCCAGUUUGAUCGUGGGUACAGGAUAUCCAGCAUGCUACAUCACAGAGAAAUCGCUCGCAGAUCCCAGCAAAAACCCUGUGGAAGCUAGCAAAAAAUAUAACAUUUAUUUAUCUAAAACAUUUCGUUGACAGACAUGCCCAUAUCCACUUAAAGCAAUAACUCCAUCUCGUGCAUCGUAAGAUAUUUGAUGGCAUCCGGUUAAAGAAAAUCAUGUUAUUUGUUGACCUCUACUCAAGCAGU